Messenger RNA from Symbiodinium necroappetens, 2356 nucleotides. The record is from the annotation of a GenBank genome assembly. NCBI's taxonomy places the organism in Eukaryota, Dinophyceae, Suessiales, Symbiodiniaceae.
GCAACUGUCAACGCAGACGUCCGUGACCAUCGAAGUAGACUCCCUGCACGAUGGCAACGACUUCAGCCUUCGGCUCUCCCGGGCCAAGUUCGAAGAGCUCUGUUUGGAUUACUUCAAGAAGGCGAUGGAGCCUGUGGAGCAGUGCCUCAAGGACAGCAACCUACCACAGAAGGCGAUCUCGGAUAUCGUCAUGGUGGGAGGCUCUACGCGAAUCCCCAAGGUGCAGGAGCUCAUCAAAGACCAUGCCCGGCUGCUCCAGUUUUCUGAGCCGUGCGCGGAGCAAGAGGAGACGAAGGACAUCGAGCGUGAUGAUGGGCUUGUCACCUCAAGAUCUCUUGCGCGCAACCCCUUGAAGAUGGUGGCUAUGAUCGCUCUUGUGGGAAUGGUGGUAGGAGUGGCUUUCGUGGCUGGCCGAAAGGUGCGGGACCGCAAGGAAGAGAAGGCAAGCGAACCAGCAUGGCUUCAGCUUGUCGCAGAUGGCACUCCGAAGACCAAAGAACACAUCAAAGCCAAUGCCAGUGAGACCUGUCACUCCGCACGUCCUGGCGAAACAUGUUACGGCGCCGUCUUGUGGCACAAGUGGAUCGGAACCGUUGAGAACCCCUGGAACUACCCCAAGGGUGUUUCGAGAGCCUCCAACCGCACGGUCAUCCAGCAGUACCUGCACGAGAAAAACCAGUCCGAUUGCCGACGGCCUUGUCACGAAGAGGCCUUUCCAGUCCCGGCGGCCCCUCCGAAAGGAUCACCGUCGAUCUAUUGCUUCUCUGUGGCCCGUGCUGGAGGAGAGAUGGACAUCAUGCACUUGCAGCGUCAGAGCGGAAGUGGUAUUUUCGCCUGUGACGGCUUCGGGAUCUACAGUGAUGUGGACACGGAAAUCUACGGCGUGAAGACCAUCCCCAUCGGCUCCACAGCAUCAGGGGUCUCCGUCGAUAAUACCGCCGCCAACUCCCAAGUUUUCAUGAGAACAUGGCUUACGUUGUUGAACAACAACGACUGGUGGCACUACGACUUCAUCGCGAAGGUGGACCCUGAUGCAAUUCUUUUUCCAGAGAGGCUCCGGCCACACAUGUCGUGGCACGUUGGUGCCCCAGUCUUCUUCCUCACCUGCGGCAAGUACAGACCAGCAUUGUAUGGGGCGCUGGAGGUGUUUUCCAAGCAAGCCCUUGGAAGAUAUCUUGCGAACCAUGGGCGAUGUGAGCAGAGCUUGCCGUUUUGGUCCUGGGGCGAAGACAAGUACAUGGCCGGUUGCCUAGAGAUGUUGGGAGUUCAGGCCCUCCAAGACUACAACAACUUCCUUCGUGACGAGCGCUGCUGGGGUGUCGACUGUGGCAACAAGGCGGCUGUGGCGUUCCACUCGUUCAAAGUCGUGAACAAUUGGCAAGGCGGCAAGGCCUUUUGCGUCGAGAGGAGAGAAGUUCUUGCGAGGAAGGAUCCGCCGCUGGUGAUGUGGGGACACUUUGGUGGAAAGGAGCUCUGCAAGAGCAUCAACCCGGAUGAGGCCGUGGCCUAUGGGGCAGCUGUGCAGGCAGCCAUCGUCUCUGGCCAGGGGCACGAGGAUGUGCAGAACAUGCUCUUACUGGACGUGGCCCCUUUAUCUCUUGGCAUCGAAACGGCAGGAGGCAUGAUGCAGGUGCUGAUCGAGAGGAACAGCACGGUGCCCACGAGCAAAAGCCAAGACUUCACAACCUUCGAGGAUUAUCAGGACCAUGUUGACAUCUCCGUCUAUGAAGGAGAACGAGCCAUGGUCAAGGACAACAACUUCCUCGGGAAAUUCACCUUGAAGGACAUCCCGAAGUCCUUGCGUGGAGUCCCAAAGAUCCAGGUAACCUUCACCAUUGAUACCAACGGCAUUCUCCAGGUCAGUGCCGAGGAUGCGAAGUCCCACAAGAAGAGCGAGAUCCAGAUCGCGAACGAAAAGGGCCGUCUCACUCAGAAUGACAUCCAGAGGAUGCUCGUAGAGGCCGAGCAGCACAAAGGCGAGGAUGAGAUUUCUCGUAGCGACCUCUUGGCCAAGGAGGAGUUGAAGGUCUACAUGCAGCGCUUCGAGAAGGGCUUCCAGGACCUGGAUGAGUCCAAGCUGCUUCCGAAAGAUCGUGAGCGGCUUGAAGGCAAGCUCACGGAUGCGCAGAAGUGGCUGGAGACAGAGGGGCUCAAGGCCGGCAAGCCGGAGUUUGAGGCGAAGCAGAAGGAGCUUCAGGCGGCGAUCAACACCGUCAUGCUGCGGAUCAACAGGGCCCAGGCUGAAUUCUGGGACCAACAGGUUGUGCAGCAUGAGGGUGAGAAGAGCAUUGCCGACGGGGGUUUCAUCCUUCAGUGCGGCGUGGACAUCCGUGACCUGAUUGAGGAUCCUCAAUGA